AUGCUGUCCGCUACUUCUGGGGUCUUUCGCGCUGGCGCUCGACGAGCCGCUCCCCGCUUCGCAGCUCGUGCCAGUGUCAAAACUGCUCCGACCACGCUCCGAUUCAUCAACGCCAGCGCCAGCCGAGCCUUUUCGACCACACGAGCUCUGGCCUCAUCGCCUGAUCGUGACAGGGUUCGGGAGAUUGUUGCGCAGACGAUCAACAGCAUUGGCAGCAAGCGGGAGGGUGAGCAGUACCUGAAGCUCUUCACCUCGGUUGAGUCGCAGAAGUUUGCCGUCAUCAAGGUCGGCGGCGCCAUUCUUACCGAAUACCUACAAGAAUUGACCCUGACUCUCAAAAUUCUCUUCGAGUUGGGCCUCUACCCUAUUAUUGUACAUGGUGCAGGCCCGCAACUCAACAACCUUCUGGAGGCGGCUGGCAUUGAGCCUCAAUUCGAAGAAGGUAUCCGGGUCACCGAUGCCAAGACCCUUGGUGUUGCUCGCAAGCUUUUUCUUGAAGAGAACCUGAAGCUCAUCGACCGCCUCGAUCAGCUUGGAGUCUCAGCCCGGUCCAUUAGCGGCGCCUUUAUCGCCGAUUACCUCGACAAGGAUAAGUGGCAGUACGUUGGAAAGAUCACCAAAGUCAACAAGGAAGCUAUUGAGCACUCCAUUGAGGCCGGAUACAUCCCCGUCCUUACUUCUAUGGCCGAAUCUGAGGAUGGACGCCUUCUCAAUGUCAACGCUGACGUCGCUGCCGCUGAGCUUGCCCGUGCUCUUGAGCCUCUGAAGGUCGUGUAUCUGUCUGAGAAGGGUGGAUUGUACGACGGUGAUGGCGAGAAGAUAUCUGUUAUCAACCUUGAUGCCGAGUUCGACUACUUGAUGAGUCAGCCCUGGUGCCGAUAUGGAACUAGGCUCAAGAUCCGCGAGAUCAAGGACCUGUUGGACACCUUGCCUCGCAGCUCAUCCGUUGCCAUUAUCCACCCCAGUGAUCUUCAAAAGGAGCUGUUCACCGACUCCGGCGCUGGUACUCUCAUCCGUCGAGGUGACAAAGUCCAGAAGAUUUCCUCCCUUAACGAGAUUGAGGACCUGGCAAAGUUCAAGCAGACUUUGGUCCGCGACCGCCAAGGAAUGGAUGCUGAGGCUACCGUCGAUCGAUUUGUUGACCAGCUCAAGGACAACAGCUUUGAUGCCUACUACGACGAUGGAAUGCAGUGCUUGGCUGUUGUCCUGCCGGCCAGCGAGGAACGGCCUAUUGCCACCCUUGCUACCUUGAACAUUACUAAGUCAGGAUGGUUGAGCAACAUCGCUGAGAACGUUUUUGCUUCCAUCAAGAAGGACCACCCUAGCUUAGUCUGGACUGUCAGCGAAGAGGACGAGAACCUGACUUGGUUCUUCGAGAAGGCUGAUGGAACCUUCAAUAGGAACGGUAAUGUCCUAUUCUACUAUGGAUGUGACCUUCGCUCCGAGGCUCUCAUUCCUGUCUUCGAAGACUUCAAGGCCCAUGGCCGAGCUAUGCUCGGUGAAGCCAAUCUCGAGUCCCGGCUUCGGGACGCUGCCAAGACUACCAGCGAGACUCUAAACGCCUCACAGAAGCGAAACUAG
This is a messenger RNA of Fusarium coffeatum, 1581 nucleotides long. RefSeq lists its product as uncharacterized. NCBI's taxonomy places the organism in Eukaryota, Fungi, Ascomycota, Sordariomycetes, Hypocreales, Nectriaceae. The coding region runs from base 1 to 1581 and encodes 526 amino acids. Gene Ontology annotation, molecular function: L-glutamate N-acetyltransferase activity, acting on acetyl-CoA as donor; N-acetyl-gamma-glutamyl-phosphate reductase (NADP+) activity; arginine binding. The transcript has a single exon. The record is from RefSeq and is a predicted model, not a curated record. Gene Ontology annotation, cellular component: mitochondrial matrix; cytoplasm. Gene Ontology annotation, biological process: L-arginine biosynthetic process.